GCAAAACUCUCCCGGAGCUCUUCUCUCUUCCCCUCCUCUUUUGUUUCAGUAUUUAAUUGCAUGCAUUUCAGGAUUACUAGGCAACCCACCCCCAGAUGUGUAAUUGAAAGGUGAUGUGCUUGCAGUGAGAUUUUCGGGAUCUGCUCGGCAGAGCCCCAUCAUGUGAUGCUGGGAUAAGGUGGAGUUCGGCUUUAAGGGGGAGUCUCCAGCCUUCCCCACCAAUCUUUAGCAUCUCAGCUGGAGGAACACCGGAGGAUCUUUUCCCUUCCCCUAUUCCUUCUUCUCCCUGCAUCCCCCGAGAAGAUCGCGGAUAGGCGGAGCUGUUAGAAGGUCUUGCCAUGGAGAUGCAGCAUCGAGAAGUGGGCUCUGCAGAGGAGCUCCUCGUGGGCUGACUGACAUAUAUUGAAGGUCAGGAGCGGUUUGGAUGAGACCUGUGGCUGCUGAGAGUAUUGAUCAGCGAGCUGGAAAAAAACAACCAAACAAACAUGAAUGCUUCGUUUCUUGAUCCUCUGGAAAAUAACUCCAGACACCUGAACUUUUCGGAGAAGAACUCGCAACUCUUGCAGUUUGAAGACGAGGACUGCCACGUGCCUUUGGCCAUGGUCUUCACCUUGGCCCUGGCUUAUGGGACCGUGAUAAUCCUGGGAGUCUCUGGGAAUCUGGCCCUGAUUGUCAUCAUUUUGAAACAAAAGGAAAUGCGCAAUGUUACUAACAUCCUCAUCGUCAACCUGUCCUUUUCUGACCUUCUAGUGACCAUCAUGUGUCUUCCCUUUACCUUUGUGUACACUUUAAUGGACCACUGGAUUUUUGGGGAGGCCAUGUGCAAAUUGAACCCUUUCGUGCAAUGUGCCUCAAUCACCGUCUCGGUCUUUUCUUUAGUUCUGAUUGCUAUCGAACGCCAUCAGCUGAUCAUCAACCCCCGUGGCUGGAGGCCAAGCAACAGGCAUGCCUACAUGGGGAUUGCUGCCAUAUGGGUUUUGGCCACGGCUUCCUCCUUGCCUUUCCUGAUUUACCACGUGCUGACAGACGAGCCCUUCAGAAACAUAACAUUUGAUGAAUAUAAGGACAAAUACGUGUGCCUCGACCUCUUCCCCUUGGACACUGCCCGGCUUUCUUAUACCACCACUCUUCUGGUGAUUCAGUACUUUGGACCGCUUUGUUUUAUAUUUAUUUGCUACUUAAAGAUUUACUUUCGCUUGAAAAAAAGGAGCCACAUGAUGGACAAGAUGAGAGACAGUAAGUACAGAUCCUCUGAAACCAAAAGGAUCAACAUCAUGCUGAUCUCGAUCGUGGUUGCCUUUGCAGUUUGCUGGCUUCCUCUCACCAUUUUCAAUAUCGUGUUUGAUUGGAACCAUGAAAUUCUGCCCGUUGCUACCUGCAGCCACAACCUGCUGUUCCUGAUCUGCCACCUCACUGCCAUGAUCUCCACCUGCGUGAACCCUAUUUUCUAUGGGUUUCUCAACAAGAACUUCCAGAGGGACCUGCAGUUUUUAUUUCACUUCUGCCACUUCCGCUCCCGUGAGGAAGAUUACGAGACUAUAGCCAUGUCCACCAUGCACACAGAUGUCUCAAAAACCUCUCUAAAGCAGGCGAGCCCAGUCGCAUUUAAAAAAAUAAACAGUGAUGACGAUGACAAAAUAUAAAGAAGUAAUAAUAAUUCUACACCAAACCUCUGGAAGUUCGCCCGCAGGUGAAAUGUGCCCAAGGACAAGCACAAUUAUGUAACAAGUACAAAAUGGGUAAUGCUUUUCUUCUUUUUCCAAGGAACUUUGAUUGUUGUCCCUUUGAAAUGUUAUGCUGUGCAUUUUUUGCCCCUUACUCUGCUUUAAUGUUCACAGCAGUUACAUCUGAAUCUUAUUAUUAAAAAGUGGCUGGACUUGCUCCUACCUAUGGUUUUCAGCAACUUUCUCUUGUUCUGUUUCUUUGUACAGUUAUGUACUUGAGCACAAAGACACACUUACUGAUUUUUAUUUUUUUAAGUUUUUAUUAUUACUAUUAUUUUUUUCCCCAAAUAAUUAGUUCUCAGGAUUGUCCAUUUAAGACCAUUGCGGUAUGAAGCGCGUAUGAACUGCAGGGAGGCUGUCCCUACAGAGGACACCCAUCCCAACAUAAAAUUAGGACAUUCUGUUUGGAAGAGUUGUCCCCUUGUUUGUUUUUGUUGUUUUUAAUCUGUCUUUUGAUGAAUUUAAAAAUCCCGUGAGCGUAGUGGAGGCAUGCACAAAACGAUUCUGAGAAACCCAUAGGUCACGUUAAAUGGGGACAUGCCUUUGGCUCAUUCAGAGAGGCAAUUCAGACUGUAAUGACUUUGGUUCAAAGGCAGGAUUAGGAGAGAAAUUCUGUUCUCAUUUACGAGAAGAAAAACCUGGAGUAAUUCCACAGAACACAAUGGGAUAACUCGGAUUUUCACCACAGCAAAUGAAAGCACAAAUGGGCCUUUAAUCCCAAAUUAUUACAGCUGAUUUUAGUAAUGCAGGCUUUUUUAAUUUUCAAAAACCCAAACCCCAUUUUCAUCUGCCAUCACUGGAAGACUGGGAUGAAAUCUGCUGUCAGUCCCAAGCCUAUGAACCAUGUAAAUUCUCCUUAUGUCCUUUGUAUGAAUGUCAAGAAUCUGGAGGGAGGUGGUCAUGUUUGUUUUCUGUACAAGGUGUGAUUCCAUCCUUGCAGACGAUGUUACAAAUCAGGUUUGGGAUUAAAAAAAAACAAAAAAUAGCUGUAGCUACCUGAAUCAUUUCCUAAUAAUUAGUGCUGAUCUGUACAAAUGAUGUAUAGCCUCAUUAUAUUCUGUGUUCAGACGCGAUGAUAUAAACCUGGAUUAUCUCCAAGAUGAUGGAUGACUUAACUAAGAUCUGCAAAACUUAAAAGGAGGAUAUAGUGUGGUUGCAAUUGGAACAUUUUGCUUCCACAGUUGACUGAAGUGUGGGAAUAUUUGCCAAAUGUACACAAUAGAGCUCUGUGUUACUGCUUAAAAUAUAUAUCCUCUAAUUACACGAAAUGUACGUGACUAGAUCCCCAGCUGAGGGAAGCCUGCAUCACUUGGCUGCUGUAAAUGAAACGAUACCAAUAUCAGCCAGCUGAGGCUCUACGUCAUAUAGUGCACUUUGCUAUAUAAUCAAUGCCUUUUCAAAUAAUCAGCUUUUUAAAGUACAAUAUAGUCUUCGUUUAGCAAUAUCGCUUUGUACCCUUCUGACACAGAAGAGUGUCUUUAAAACAGGUGUAAAUGUAGCAUCAGUGGGAACCAAAUCUGAUAUCUUUCAGAUCUCAAGAAGAUCUCAGGAUGCGAUGGUGAAUUUAAUACGCUCUAAAUUAGAUAUGGAUAACUGUCUGAGAAAGGAAGAUUAUUCGGUUUGCCAGCAUUUAAAAGUCCAGAACUGUGCCUUGUGCAGUCUUAAAAACAGUGUAGAAUAUUCAAGUAGCAAUGUGUUCUUGUGCUUUAUAAUUCAAUGUAUUUCUUUAUUGACAGAUAAUUUAAUUAAAAAGGAAGUUUCUGUACUUGAAAACAGAGAGAGAAUGUAUACAAUGAAUUAUAUGACAGUGCUUUCUUUCAGAGCCUUGCCCUUUCGUAUUUUAUGAGACGUCCCUUUUCUGGUGGCUCUUCAUGGAGUGUGUUGCUAAUAUGACAAGAGGCUCCUGAAAUUAUUCCCCUGUCACUUCACAGUAAUUUUGUUACACCAAAGGGUGUGUAUUUCCACUGAGAUGCACUGUAGAAACCCAGCUCUGUUCUUCUGCUAAGAAUGUCACAUCAUGGUUUUCCCAUUGGGGAAAAAAAAAUCACAGUGUAUUUUGAUUAUUAUUAUUGCUCCCAUUUAAAAGAAAUAAAGCAAAUCGUCACUUUCUUCAAAACCAGCCGGAGAAGACAACAAAAUUGCUUGGGGAAUUUUCCAGUUAGUUUGUUGGAAACACUUAAUCAAGCUGAAUUAGAAGCUUACACACAGGAGCUGUUGGUGCAUGGAGCUUCACAGGUCCUCAAUAGGACAGCAGCACACUUAGUCCCACACCAACCUUUCUCCUGCUGGUGCUACUGCCUCAAAUCACAGCAUCCAUCUCCCGAGGAUGUUUGCCUGGGGAUUUUUACCCUCCUGUCUGAUAAUCAAGUGGGAGCUGGGCCAGCAGAUGCAAGCUAAAGCAUCCCUUCAGCUCAUCCGGGUGAAGCUCAGGAGCCAUCAUUCUGCUGCACUGCACCUUAGGAUCAGGUUUCUUUCCCACGUUUCCUCCUCUCCCUGUGAGAGGCAUGCUAUGCUGCCUUUCCUAAGGCUCCACAAAGGGUGCAGAUUCAUACGUACAGCACGGAAAUGCGUUUGUCAGCAGGAAAACACAUUUGGAGAAUUUCAGAAGCAAAAUCAUUGCUGUUUGAAAAGAAUCUUUUAUGAGAACAAAGAUAAAAGAAAUCUUCCUGAGGUGCUGACCUGACAUCUGCAGGGGGUAGAUGACAUCUGCAGAGAGCAGUAUUUUUGUCACAGGUUGCAUGACUUGACACUAGAGUCCUCAAAAGCUGCUGGAGAUGUUUUCCUCCAGACAUCUGGCUCCAGCACUAAUCCUCUCUUGCACUUUCACAUCUCCAGCAUGGCUGCUCAUCCUAUGUGCUACAUUUCUAGAUAGGGCAAACUGUUGGGUUUCAUGUUUCUGAAUCAUUUUUCAAUCGUUCUGUUUCCAUUCUUCUUCUUCCUAUGUGCUGUCAAACUCUCCCCAUUUCAGCACGCACUGAUUCCUAUCCUAAAAGCCUGAAGACUUCAUUUAUUCUUUCAGACUGGUGGAAACCAAAGGAAUCUGACAGAAACACAGACAGUGAGGGAUCUAUAAGGUAACUUAGCAUUUCUGUGCACCACAGCUUCCACAUAUAUGCUUAAACCCAUCCCCAUUUAUUCAGUUUUGAUUCUGAGUUCAUGUGAAUGAACUGAGAUGAAACAGUGAAAUUGGAGAAUUUGCUUAAUCAUUUGCCUAAGCACUCUUACAGAAUGAUGGUGAACUGCUGGCGGGGACUUCACAUCCUUUCCUAAAAGACAAAACAUAACAAAACAGACUUUGGAUUUCAGAUUAUCACAGAAAUAAACCUGCAUAUAGAUUUUCCUGGCAGUUUUCCUCUGGAUUUUUCUUUGUAGUCCAGUGCCUGACAAUACUUGAAGUUAAUGCCUUGCUUCAACUCAGUUCUUGGUGAAAAGAAUUUACCAAAGCAGUAGAUACAGAAUGAAGGCAUUAAGAAACUUUAUUUUUUUUAAACAAAAUUAGAGUAGGAAAUGUGAAUUUAAAUACCACCUUCAUCUACAAGAGGCUAAAAUAAAUCGGUUGAGUAUCAACAGUGGAGAAAUUAUAACUAAUACAUCAUUUUAAAGUUGAUGUGAAAGAAAAUUCUUUUUUUUUAUCCAUGUUUUGCAGAAUUUCAAGUGUUUGAGGAUUACGUGUAAGAGGGGGAAUAAGUAUGACUGGUGUUAGUCCCUUAUACCUUAAUUUGCCUGUGGCCCAAAGUAAUUUUCAUACCAUGUUUCUGCCCACGCUAAACAGUGUUUAUAUUCCAAUUGAAGCCGAAACUUUGCAGAUGAAGGAGGGCAUCCACAAAGACUAGCUUUAGGGUAGUUUCCCUCAUCUCCUUCAGUGGCAAUUCAAGGGCAUGCACACCUGCUCUACCAUCUGCCAAAGUGUUUUUCUCUCCAUUAUCUCCAUGUAACACCAUGUACAUAACAGCAGAAGGAUGGCCAGCUUCCAGGGCAAGCGCUGCUGAAUUCUUCCUCCCUCGUUUCAUGCUCUGUGAUGUUCCUUACACCUUUGGAAGGCGUUUCCUGAGGAAGCCUCAGGAAUUUGUACUCUGGUUUCGUAAAGCCCAAGAGCAAAAUUCAACUGUGUGAAGGACAGUGCUGUGAGCAUGAGGUCAACUUUCAACAAUUCCUUCCACAGAAAUUCUCUUCCAGCAGGUUCCUGGUAGGCAAGCCUCUCAGAAUUUGCACUCCAUACAAGUCCAAAAUUCACAAAGCCUAUGGAGGUUGGAAACAUGUCCAUACAAAAUAUCCGGCACAUUAUAGCAAUAUUGACAGUGCACUGCGUUUCACAAUUCCUGGAGAUCUGUUCUUCUGACAUCAGUGAGUCUACAUUGCAAGAAACUUGCACCAGAUGCAACAGUUUCUGAGGUCACUGCACAGGGGACCCUAACUUCCCACAAAUCAUGCUAAAUUUCAGAGACACGGGGAAAUAGACGGAGCUUGGAAAAGAGCAGAAGGUACAGAUGAAGCCUCGAUGUGUUCUGACAGAUACAGACAAAAAGAUUAAAAGGCAGACUCAUCUGUGUUUCUGUUUGGAGUCAACAAGCUGGUAUGUAAAUGUUUCUAAGGCAAAUCUGUGGUCCAAAGAUCGUGUAGGAUUAAUGGCUUCUCUGCAUCUGUUUCCGAAAAAAGGGACAUGGAUCUACAAAUGCAAAUACAUCGGAAGGUUCUUCAUCUUAGACGAAUGUAAAUCUUUUUUAAAGAUGAAGAAAACAAAACAUUUUUGGCAAAACCAAAAAAGGACAGCUUUUCCUUGCACCCACCCACAGGCACAUGGGUCCAUUUUCUUUCUGCAUGAAAUGGAGAACAUUUGUCUACGGCAGGAGGAGCAACACUGAAGCAGGCUUGUCUUUCGUGCUUCAUGUUCAUACUGAUACUGUGCUGCUAUUUUUCACUCUGCAAUCUUCUUUUGUUUUCCCCCC
Lagopus leucura (white-tailed ptarmigan) is the source of this 6670-nucleotide messenger RNA. RefSeq names its product neuropeptide Y receptor Y1 (gene NPY1R). Bases 486 to 1643 code for a protein of 385 amino acids. Gene Ontology annotation, cellular component: plasma membrane; neuron projection. Lineage: Eukaryota; Metazoa; Chordata; Aves; Galliformes; Phasianidae. The record is from RefSeq and is a predicted model, not a curated record. The transcript is spliced from 3 exons. Gene Ontology annotation, molecular function: neuropeptide Y receptor activity; neuropeptide binding. Gene Ontology annotation, biological process: G protein-coupled receptor signaling pathway.